AUGCAUUGCAAUGAAGCUGAUGUCUCCUGCUCUGGGUCACAUGAAGAAAACUCUUCUUCACCAAAUCCAACUCAGAAGCUCUCCCUGAUUAAAAAUAGGAUGGUUUCAUUGCAUCAGCCUUCUAAACCAGAAGUCUCCUGUGUCGUCGGCUCAAGCUGUUCAUGGGUGACAUCCACAGACGCUUUUGGGAAACCAGACUGGGUGUUAUCUUCCAUUGGCGUCCUGGCAGCCCAGGAGAGGCAGCAGAUGCUUCUGGAAAACAGUUCUUCCUGCAAAGAUGUUGAAGGGGACAUUUUCCUCCUGAGCACCAGUAGAUUCCCAGAUAGAUGUGAGUUCAGCCUGCAAAGCCCCAUCCUACCUGGGAGCUUGGAUUCUUGCUUUCUGGAACUGGCCAUAUGUUCACAGGAUGCUGUUCCUCUCCUCCAGAGAUUCACAGUUGAAAUUAAAUACGUGGAGACAGACAAAAAUACAAUAACUUCUCUGAGAGCUGGCCAUGAGGAGAAUUCCAGGAUGAAAUGGAAAUACCUGGUGGCCCAGGUUGGACGAAUAGAAAGACCAUUCAAAGUCACCCUGGUGUAUUCAGACUGUGGAGCACAGGAGGCUGGAGUACUGGCACUGGGCUCCUUGCACCUCAGGAACUGCUUUCAUGAUAAAGAAAAUCAAGAUCUUUUUAUAUAUGACAAGGGCUCAACCUUCCCCUGCAUUCAUGGAGGCUGUGUCAGCCACCUACAGAUCUGUGAGUUCCUCAGUGAUUGCCCUACCAAAGAAGAGGAAGGAGUGAGGUGUGACAGCCUCCCAGAGGGUUCACACUGCUCUUUUGAAGAAGGACUGUGUGGCUGGACACUGAAUGAAACUGCAGCAUCUCCUUGGUCUAUUCGGGGCUUUUCUGGAAUGAUUCAAGAGGACUCAUUUAUAGGGUCUACUUUGCAAGCCACUGGUGGACACUUUCUCUACCUGCGAGCAGAGAGUGCUCAGACAAGUGCUAUGGCUAAGGCUUACAGCACCAGCUUGCCAGCCAGUCUUGCCACCGAAGACUACCAGAUUCAAUUUUCAGUGCGUGUUUUUGGUAGCUACAAUGGUACAGUCUCCUUCUCUCUCAGGGAAGAGACAAAGGGAGCUCCAAUCACCUUGCCAAUGUGGGAAAGGGCCGGGAGCUGGAGUGACCACUGGUUUCUCAUCACCUUACCAAUGCCAGUGCUUCAGAACCGGUUUCAACUGGAACUCCUGGCAACCUGGGGUUGGAAUUCCCAAGCUGACAUUGCUAUCGACAACAUCACAUUUGGCCUGGACUGCUUCACUGACGGAAGACAACCGAAUCAUUUUGGUGAGAAACGCCAGUACCCACGUGAGAUUAGUAUCUUGGAUGAGCACCUUCUGAACCCCCUGGAAGAGCCCUCCCUCCCAGGGGACACGACGGUUGUUCUGUGGUGGUUCUCAACAUGUGGUGCCAGUGGUCCCCGUGGGCCAACUCAAGCUCAGUGUGACAGUGCCUACAAGAACAGCAAUGUGUCAGUGACUGUGGAGAAGGAGGGCAGGCUCCGGGGAGUGCAGGUCUGGAGAGUGCCAGCCACAAACAGAUACAGGAUUUCUGCCUAUGGAGCAGCCGGGGGGAAGGGAGCCAAAAACCACAAUAAGAGGUCCCACGGGGUCUUCAUCUCAGCCACCUUCCACCUGGAGAAAGAUGAGCUGCUGUACAUCUUAGUGGGGCAGCAGGGGGAGGAUGCCUGCCCUGGGGGCAAUCCUGAAACGCAGAAGAUCUGCUUAGGGGAGUCAUCUCUCAUUGAAGAAGAUUACAAAAAAAAAAGGGACCUGAAGGAAUGGGCUGGAGGAGGUGGGGGUGGAGGAGGAGCAACCUACAUCUUUAGACAGAAGGAUGGGAUUUUCGAACCUUUGCUCAUCGCAGCAGGAGGAGGAGGAAAAGCCUACCUGAAGGCUCAGGACAACUCCCUGGAUGAUGCGCCCCUGGAGCAAUUUGAGAACAGCACUGCAGUACCCGGAGUCAGUGGGAGGACUGGGGCAGCAGGUGGAGGUGGCGGCUGGCAAGAUGAGAGUCUGCUUCCUCAGGCUGGGAAGUCUCUUCUGGAGGGUGGAGAAGGAGGUCAAGCUUGUCCCCAAGCACUAGCCAAGCUCCAGUGGACCACCUCUGGUGGUUUUGGUGGAGGAGGAGGAGCUUGUACUUCUGGGGGAGGAGGCGGAGGGUACAGAGGGGGACAUGCCUCUGAUAGUGAUGAUAUCACAGCUGGUGGGCAGGAUGGCAUCUCUUUUGUGAACCCCAUAGGAGAGAUCUUCUUGCAUCCCUUGGCAGCCAUGGAGAGUCAUGGUGAGGUGGAGGUUCAGAUCUACCUUAACUGCAGCCACUGCCACUCAGACAACUGCAAGCGGGACCCUGACACCAACCUGCCAGUCUGCCAGUGUGAGAUGGGGGCUGUGCUGGCCAAUGACAAUGUCACCUGCACUGUGCCCCAGGGUCCUAUACCAGAGGGACAGCUGCCUCUCCCCCUCCUCUUAGCUGUGGUGUCUGUGAUUGUGGUGCUUGGAAUGAUCCUCACUUGUGGCAGCCUGUCUAUCAUUUACCAUCUGAAGAAGCAGCAGUUGGAAGGAUCCAGAGCACGACUGCAGAGCCCGGAAUAUAAACUGAGCAAAAUCCGUACAUCUGUCAUCAUGACUGACUACAACCCCAACUACUGCUUUGCAGGGAAGGCCGCCACUCUGAGCGAGCUGAAGGAGAUCCCACGGAAGAAUAUCUCUCUGCUUCGGGCACUAGGACAUGGUGCAUUUGGUGAGGUUUAUGAGGGAACUGUGGUAGGCAUUGCAGGGGAUCCCAACCCUCUACAAGUGGCUAUCAAGACCCUGCCAGAAGUCUGCUCUGAACAAGAUGAGAUGGAUUUCCUGAUGGAAGCAUUGAUUAUCAGUAAGUUCAAUCACCAAAAUAUUGUGCAGUGCAUCGGUGUCAGCCUGCAGACGCUGCCUCGCUUCAUUUUGCUGGAGCUCAUGGCUGGAGGAGACAUGAAGAGCUUUCUCCAGCAGAACCGACCCAGAAUGAAUCAACCAUCCACACUAACAAUGCAGGACCUGCUGAAUAUAGCUAGGGAUAUUGCCUGCGGCUGUAAAUAUCUGGAAGAGAAUCAUUUCAUCCACAGAGAUAUAGCUGCAAGGAAUUGUCUUUUGACCUGUACUGGAGCAGGACGAAUAGCCAAAAUUGGUGACUUUGGAAUGGCCAGGGAUAUUUACAGAGCAAGUUACUACCGAAAGGGAGGAAGAGCCAUGCUUCCUGUCAAGUGGAUGCCACCAGAAGCUUUUCUAGAGGGAAUUUUCACCUCCAAGACUGAUACCUGGUCCUUUGGAGUGCUGCUUUGGGAGAUUUUCUCUCUAGGCUACAUGCCCUACCCUUGCAAAACCAAUCAGGAAGUGCUGGAAUUUGUCACCAGUGGAGGAAGAAUGGAUCCACCAAAAAACUGCCCAGGGCCAGUGUACCGGAUCAUGACACAAUGCUGGCAGCACAGUCCAGAGUAUCGGCCAAACUUCUCUACUAUCCUGGAAAGGAUCAAGUAUUGCACACAGGACCCUGAUGUGAUCAACACAGAGCUGCCCAUGGAGUGUAGCCCCGCACCAGAGGAUGAAGGGAGUACGGUCAUGCGCCCAAACAUUUCCAGUGGAAUAGUGCCACUGCUGGUAAGCCCUUCUCUUACACCUCAGACAACACCUAAGACACUGGAAUCCCACCAUGCUGGGCACAAACUUGUACAAUGUCCACAAGAACUACUGGUGGAGAACCUGAGCAACCGGACUGCCCGAGGGCCUAGCCUGCCAUGCCUCAGUGAUUUCAACAGUGGGUCAUGGUUCCAGCAGACCUCAAACCAGAAGCUGGAGCUCAGCAACCCAUCAGCCCACAGACUUAAAAACAAAACAAAAAAUCUUUGGAACCCAACCUAUGGAUCAUGGGUGCUAGAGAAUAUCUGUCACUUCAGCCCCAGCUCCAAGUUCAAAGCAAAUCCAGAGCGGGAAGAUUCAGGCUUUGAUGGGAAUUGCAGUUCUCCAAGCUCUCGGGCAUCUCCAGCAUCUCCAAGUCGAAGUAACUGCCCUCACCUGGAUAUCAGUGGGAUUGAACUGGUGAAACUCCAGACUUUCCCCUGUGGCAAUGUAAACUAUGCUUAUGAUGACCUGUGCUAUAGUGCUGAGCACCAGCCAUCAGCCUUGGCAGAGGUCAGAGCAGCUGUGCUAAGGAGCUCCAGUCUGCACAGAGAUGAAAAGCCUUUUUGUAAAACAGAGAAAACAUCAAGAGAGAGAGACUCUGGUCUGUCUUUGUCAGAUGACCUGAGUGUUACUCCUGUAUAG
This is a messenger RNA of Pseudopodoces humilis (Tibetan ground-tit), 4335 nucleotides long. The record is from RefSeq and is a predicted model, not a curated record. Lineage: Eukaryota; Metazoa; Chordata; Aves; Passeriformes; Paridae.